Messenger RNA from Daldinia loculata, 1145 nucleotides. RefSeq lists its product as uncharacterized. Gene Ontology annotation, molecular function: protein folding chaperone. Gene Ontology annotation, cellular component: endoplasmic reticulum membrane. The coding region runs from base 218 to 565 and encodes 115 amino acids. Lineage: Eukaryota; Fungi; Ascomycota; Sordariomycetes; Xylariales; Hypoxylaceae. The record is from RefSeq and is a predicted model, not a curated record. The transcript is spliced from 3 exons. Gene Ontology annotation, biological process: protein insertion into ER membrane.
GGAAAAAGGGUAGGAAAGCCAGCCCGCUAAAAGGGGGUUAGCGUUGAACGGCAUCCUGGUCCGACCCUGCAGCACUUGGAUUUAGGCCUAACUGGAUUGCAGCAAUGCAUCUCAACGACAUCGCAUCUCCGUUUCUAUAAUAUACCUACCCAACUACAAUAUCAUACCAACGCCGAGUUACCCGAAUAAUAGAUUCCUACGAAGGAGAAGGGAAAAUAUGUCCACUAAGAAGGAUAUGCGAAGGCCAGACCUGGUCGUCCCGUACCAGGAGCCCGCGCCCAAGUCCGGCGAUAGCGCCGAAAUCUCCUCGACCCUCUCAUCCACACUCCCCAUGGCCGCCAUAUUUACGCGGAACAGGUAUAUCGGCUGGGCCUCGGUCGUCAUCAGCAUCCAGAACUGGCUCGGCGAGAGUGAGGAGACCAGUAAGAGCAGCGCCAGCACUCCCGGGUACUUCACCAUUGGCAUGUCCGCCAUGGCCCUCGCCGUAACCUACCUCCCGAUGUUUCUUCCGCCGCCGCCCAACCAAGCCACCAGCACCGGGCCCGCAGCCCCAGCCGCUGCUUAGGGAUAUCUAGCAGCAUGAUCUAUGAUCUAUGAUAACAAGCUAAAACAGGCCUUCCUGCUUAUACGUGGGAAGAGGAGCCGUAGCAGGAAUCGGAAACCCUCGAAAGACCCGGGAGAAUAAUUGUAAGACCAUCGAAGGAGGCGGGAUAAUGUAGUAAUUCACUUAAACCCAAGAGACAUGUACCGCACCGGGGUUUCACUCCAGAGCCGGAUUACGGCAGAAGCGAUGAUUUAGUCCCCAAGCCCCGGGAUCCGGGUCUUGUAAAUAUAUAAAUAUCAGUAUAAACCUGGUCUUAGAAUCAAUUGCAAAUCAUUUGAAGGAAACAGUUACGGCCGCAACAACGGACAGUUAGCAACUCUUUAAGGGUUAUACCUGGGUACCAUUAUAGAUCCACGACGCAAAUUCAAAGGUUCAGUUAUGCACUCAAGUUGAUAUGAGACACGAGUAUGGAAAGGUGAAAAGGAGCCAACCACCUAAGUAGUCAAGCAAAGCUUUAAGACGAAUUAUCUUAACCAAGACACCUAUUGUACUCAUUCCCUUCCCCUUGCCCCCUAACCCCCUACCUCAUCCCCACCACCCC